CCUACACGUCUCGUUUAGAUUAAAUAGGCUUGACAGAAAAAUGCAAAACAAGUUUCAUUUCAACUUGCUUGUUCUUAUGUUUGCAUCAUCAAGAGCUUUGCAGCCAAUCAUCGAUAAUAGAAUAUUACAAGCUUCAGAUGGGGCGAUGGUUUUGCCGAGUUUCGAACCGGAGAUUCCCGAGCACUGCCAGAACCACAACCUUUGCGACGAAGUACCCAACUACCCACACGAGUACAUUGAUCGCUUGCUGGAAAACAAUGCUACGGUGAGGAGUGCAUUGUUUUUGAUGACGGGUGGAUAUGGCGACGCCAGAGGGUGCAAGGCUAACAAAGAUCCCGUCAAAGUGGAAGUAUGCCCAUCCAGGAUGCACUGGGUUGAAGCGAAGGCUGGUCGAGACGCGAGUGGCCGCUGGUAUUUUCUAGUUGGUGCGCAACCGCUCUGUGAGGAGCUGUGCAUAGAGCCAGACAGCCCAUGCGCCCACCCUGACAAAAGUGACAGUCCCCUCACCGUGCCCAAGGGGUACAAAGCUACUUGCAAGCAACAUGUCAUACGAACGCCCAGAGCGGCGCUAGGUAAAGAUGGUGCGUUAAUCGUUAUCCCAUUCCCUGUAUAUGCUGGAUGUUGCUGUUAUAUUACACAAAUUGUACAUCAUUUUGAUUAAAAAAUCUGGGAACUACAUAAGUAGAUAAAAUUCUCAUAAUAUGAAUAAUUGGGUUUUUACAUGAUAUUGAUAAGUUAAGUAAGUUGAGUCAAGCAAAAUAACCCAUAGUUUUCACAUGUGUUGACAGUAUUAUGAAACAUAUCGCAAUCAGAACUUGUUAAAAAAUGUAAAAUAGAUAUUACGUUUUAGUAUUUCGAAUCAGCCGUUCCCUUUCCUCUUAAUCCUGUCGCGUGGUGCAAACAAAUAAUGUCACACUUGCAGACAUCCUCGUUGAUUUCAUUGCCCUCAGGUCCAUAAAAGGGUAAUACGAGAAAAACAAAUGAUGUUUGUGAUAAUAAGCUACACAGAGCGUAAUUUUUAUAACUGCCAAUCUUGUUGGGCUAUGUAAAAAAUAUCAAAUAAUACUUAGCAGAAUUUUACCUAUACUUUACCUUUUCAUUCUGUCUUUAAAGUUUCAGUCACAUCCUUAUAUAUUAGCGGUUAUAACAAUUACACCCUGUAUUAACCAGUGCGUCGAGUCGAUUAGCGAGGCGCAAAUCAUGAUUAUAUAAUAUAGGUAGGUACAUUUGUAUCAGAUUAAUUUUGGUGCAUUUAGUCUUAUUAGAAGUAUAAGGAGUUUAUUUAUUUCUAUAUAUUUUUGAUACGUAUAGAUAGAUUUGAUAUCGUAGGAUUAUUAGCUUGUAUUUAAUUCAGCUGUGCGUAGUGUAAGUAAGUUAGGUGGCUAAGAAACACAGUGUGAAGACACCUACGAUAGAACAUUAUUAGUGAUAUACUUAGUUUAGUUAUAAUUUAAGUUUCUUAUUUGUAAUGGAGUUAUUUUUAAACAUAAGUACCAAAGUGAUAAUUUUUAAGACAAUAAAAUAAACAUAAAAAUUAUAAUAUAAACUGAAAACUACAAAGAGACUUUAAAUAAGGACCUUAUAAAAAAGUUCUUUAAGUUUACCUUGGACCCACAAAAUACCAGGCAUCCCAGCCCAAUAAGAAUUGAAAAUAAUAUAUACACGCGCGGUGUAACACGAGAAAACAGAAUAAUUCAACAACGUAAUCUUGAUCACAUUUCAAGACUAAAAUUUUCUUUUCAGGUUAUACAACAACUUUGCCCCCUUUUAAAACAAUAGAUUAUUUGUUUUAGAAGGGGGCAAAUAACUAUUUCACCUUGGCUAGGGACAACGAUCUGUAUCAUACUAGAUCAAUGUAACUUGUGUAACAUAUUCUGAUAUUCCUUAGUAAAUAUUAUUGUUUUUUGCCUUUGUGGCACUAUAAGUGUUAUCAUACUAUACUGUCAUGUGUUAUAGGACAUUUUCAUAAUUUGGGACACCCUAAUUAGCGUAGUUGUUAACAAAAAAUAACUCGCUGUCAAUUUUGUGACGACAAUUAAGCAUAAAUUCUGUCUAAA
This is a messenger RNA of Leguminivora glycinivorella, 2057 nucleotides long. RefSeq lists its product as uncharacterized. The record is from RefSeq and is a predicted model, not a curated record. Lineage: Eukaryota; Metazoa; Arthropoda; Insecta; Lepidoptera; Tortricidae. Bases 41 to 661 code for a protein of 206 amino acids. The transcript has 6 exons.